CAUACCCAUUGCCCACCACACCGCCUCGCUUACCCAUCGCCAUCAUGGCCGAUGCGCCGCCGCGCCCCGUCAUCGUCGUCACGGGCGCCAACAGCGGCGUCGGCCUCGGCACGUGCCAGCGCCUCCUCGUGCAGCUCUCGGCGCCGCUGCCGUCCGACACGGAGCCGCGCUUCGCCCUGCGCGACGGGCCGGCCGCGCUGCCGUCGCCGUUCGCCGCACCCCACGGCUGCACGCUCGUCCUGGCGUGCCGCAACCCCGUCAAGGCGCACCGCGCGCGCCGCGAGCUCAUGGCGCUGCUCGAGGCGCUCGGCGAGCUGCCCGACGAGGCGCAGCCGACCGAGGCGCCGCGCAGCCGCCGCCUGCCCAAGGGCAGCAUCGACGAGGACGCCGAUCCGGCGCUCGCGGCGCAGGCCGUCGAGGCAAGCAUCCGCCGCCGCCGACGGCGCGGUGCGGCCGCCGCGGCCGCCACGGCCGAGGGCCAGGCGCAGGAUGCACUCGCCAGCGGCGCCACCUCGUCUGCGCUGCCGCCGCCCAAGGCCCUUGACACAUACGACGAGACGCGCGACGGCGACGGCGCAUCGCUGAGCUUCGCCGCAAGAGAGGCGCGUGCGCGCGGCGUGUAUCGGCGGCGCUUCGUCGCUGGCACGCGCAUCGAGUUUGUGCCGCUCGAUCUCGGCAGCAUGGCGAGCGUGCUGUCCUGCGCCAAGGACAUCACCGAACGACACGGCUAUGUGACGCAUCUUAUCCUCAACGCAGGCACCGCAGCAUGGACCGGCAUCAACUGGGCGCUCGCCACGUGGAUGAUCAUCACGCGGACACGCGCCCUGCUGCCGGCCCUGCGCGCCACGCCGUACGCCACGCCGUCGCGCGUCAUCUGGACCGGCUCCAUCGAGGCGUUUGGGCGCUUCUACAAGCCCGACGACUGGCAGUGCCUCGACCCCAAGCGCUCGCCGCACCCGUACGAGAGCUCCAAGUACCAGUGCGAGCUGGCGGCGCUCGGCCUCGAGGAUGCGCUCCGAGGGCCGGUGCGCCUGCCGACCGCGCCGGGCACGCCGACGGGCGACGCCAGCCCGCGCACGGCGCAGGGCAUCGAGCCGACGAGCUUCACUGCGCACCCGGGCGUCGUCGCGAGCAGCAUCUUCGCCGAGUACCUCAACGUCUUCAUGGCGCUCUGCAUGAAGUUCGCCUUCUAUCUGGCCCGCUGGACGCUCUCGCCGCAUCACCCCAUCGAGGCGUACAAGGGCGCCGUCGCCGCGAGCCACGUCGCGCUCGCACCGCUGGCCUCGCUCGACCCCACGCGGCGCUACGGCGCGCGGGCCGACUUCUGGGCCCGCGAGUACGUCGACGCCGGCCGCAUGGACGGCUGGGCGCAGCGGCGGGACCGGCAGGCGAGCGAGCAGGAGGGCGAGCAUGUCCGCGCCCAGGCGCGCGACCUCAUUGCGCGCCUCGAGGGCGUCGCCGGGCGCGUCUGGGAGGAGGCGCGCGACGGCAGCCUGCCGCCGUUCCGUGAGCUGGGCCCUGCCGGCGACUCCUUCUCCUCGGCGCUGCUGCUGCCCUCGAGCAAGCGCGCCGAGCCUGCCUCGCCCGCCGACGCAGACCGUGACUGGGAGAAGGUCGAGAGCGAGGUGUGAGCAUUGCCUCGGCCCAAUGACACCUCUGUUGCCGCUC
This is a messenger RNA of Tilletiopsis washingtonensis, 1668 nucleotides long. RefSeq lists its product as hypothetical. Gene Ontology annotation, molecular function: 3-beta-hydroxysteroid 3-dehydrogenase (NADP+) activity. The transcript has 4 exons. The coding region runs from base 45 to 1631 and encodes 528 amino acids. Gene Ontology annotation, cellular component: mitochondrial outer membrane; lipid droplet; endoplasmic reticulum membrane. NCBI's taxonomy places the organism in Eukaryota, Fungi, Basidiomycota, Exobasidiomycetes, Entylomatales. The record is from RefSeq and is a predicted model, not a curated record.